AAGCUGGAGUUUGCAGGCCUGUAUAUUACCGAGCAGCCGUCUGAUGACGACAUUAAAGGACAGUGGGACAGGCUGGUCAUCAACACCCUCUCCUUUCCCAACAACUACUGGGAUAAAUUCGUCAAACGCAAAGUGAUAAAAAAGUAUGGAGAUCUGUACGGAGCCGAGAGGAUAGCAGAGCUGCUGGGGUUGGACAAGAGUGCUCUGGAUUUCAACCCCACAGAGGAGACGGUUGCCAAGGAGGCAUCGCUAGUGUCAUGGCUGAGCUCAAUCGAUACAAAAUACCACGUCUGGAAAAUGGGAGUGGUGUUUACGGACAACUCAUUCCUGUAUCUAGUUUGGUACACAACCAUGUCCAUUCUGGGCCACUACAACAACUUUUUCUUCGCUGCCCAUCUGCUGGACAUCGCCAUGGGUUUCAAGACCCUCCGCACAAUCCUGUCCUCCGUCACUCAUAAUGGCAAACAGCUUGUGUUGACAGUGGGCUUGCUGGCAGUCGUGGUCUAUCUCUACACUGUGGUGGCCUUUAACUUCUUCAGGAAGUUCUACAACAAGAGCGCGGAUGACGAUGAGCCAGACAUGAAGUGUGAUGACAUGAUGACGUGCUAUCUGUUCCACAUGUACGUUGGGGUGAGAGCAGGAGGCGGCAUCGGGGACGAAAUCGAGGACCCGGCGGGCGACCCGUACGAACUCUACCGCAUCCUUUUUGACAUUACGUUCUUCUUCUUUGUCAUUGUUAUCCUGCUGGCUAUCAUUCAAGGUUUGAUUAUUGACGCCUUUGGAGAGCUGAGAGAUCAGCAGGAGCAAGUCAAAGAAGACAUGGAGACUAAAUGUUUCAUUUGCGGCAUUGGUAACGACUACUUUGACACAACGCCUCAUGGCUUCGAGACUCACACCCUGCAAGAGCACAAUUUGGCCAACUACCUGUUUUUUCUGAUGUACCUCAUCAAUAAGGAUGAAACAGAGCACACUGGUCAGGAGUCCUAUGUGUGGAAGAUGUAUCAGGAGCGCUGCUGGGAUUUCUUCCCAGCUGGAGAUUGCUUCCGGAAGCAGUACGAAGACCAGCUGGGAUAGAGGAGAUGCGUUUUCCUCUUCUCUAUUCAGACAGAUACAACACACACACACAUACACAGUCAACCCAGCAUUGCUUUGAAAAUGUUUGGCAAGAAGCUUAAAGAAAUGUUUUUAUUAAAAACAAGAGAUGAGUGGAGGUCAUGUUGAUCGCCACUGUUGGUACAGAAACAAAAAAAAACAGGAUUCUGACUUGUUCAGACUUAUUUGAUCUGUUUUAGAUUCGGGAUUUGUUAUUGACGUGUGUUGCCUUUUCAACAACAUAACCCCAAGUUAUUGCACAAUUUUUUUUUUUUUAUAUUUAUUUACUUAUGUAUUUAUUUAUAGUGUUUUGGAAAAAAUAGUGGGUGUGUGGGGUUAUCAGACAAUGUUUCAGUCAAUAUUAUGCACAAUGUAUGAAUGUCGAACCUGAGACUUAAUGCCAAAAGAAAAGCAGAGAAGUGUAGAAGAUAAUACUUAGUGGGCAAAAAUGUGACUACAGAAAAGUUUUAUUCAGAUGUUGUAACAUUGCAUAUUAAAGUGACGUUUCUGGAGAGAAGUGGCAAAAGGUAAAAUAAAUGCCUAAAGUUCUUUAUGAAGUGCCUUACAGUACUGUAUCUACAUUACAAUGAAGCUAUGCAAAAUGUUUUUUGUUUUUUUUCCAUAUUGUAUGUAAUACAAUAGUCUUACUGGAGCGAUAAUCUGUUAACUGACCAGAUACAGUACGUAGUUUGUGGUUAAACGGGGAAAAAAAAAAAAAAAAAAAAAAAAACGUUGGUAUUUCCUAUUUUGUUGCUGAAUGCAGCAUAACUUCAAAUGUUCGAGAUACAGUGUAAAAACAACAAAUGGAAUAAACCGAUCACCCCUCAACGUCAACAAAAAAAAAAAUAAAAUAAAAUAAUGAACUGCUAUUGUAUGGCGAUUUGUAUGUAAUAGCUUUGCUGAUCUGUGCAUUUCUUUUGAUGGAAAAGAAAUAAAUUGUUGAAGAACUAA
Messenger RNA from Poecilia latipinna (sailfin molly), 2043 nucleotides. Its product is annotated as ryanodine receptor 3-like. Gene Ontology annotation, biological process: release of sequestered calcium ion into cytosol by sarcoplasmic reticulum; striated muscle contraction. The transcript is spliced from 11 exons. The annotation marks the transcript as partial. Lineage: Eukaryota; Metazoa; Chordata; Actinopteri; Cyprinodontiformes; Poeciliidae. Gene Ontology annotation, molecular function: ryanodine-sensitive calcium-release channel activity. The record is from RefSeq and is a predicted model, not a curated record. Gene Ontology annotation, cellular component: smooth endoplasmic reticulum; sarcoplasmic reticulum membrane; Z disc.